Molecule: messenger RNA, 758 nt
Organism: Notothenia coriiceps (black rockcod)
Lineage: Eukaryota; Metazoa; Chordata; Actinopteri; Perciformes; Nototheniidae
Gene: mgst3b
Product: microsomal glutathione S-transferase 3b
Exons: 4
Coding region: 116-538 (140 amino acids)
Cellular component (GO): nuclear envelope; endoplasmic reticulum; membrane
Molecular function (GO): glutathione transferase activity; glutathione peroxidase activity
Source: RefSeq, a predicted model, not a curated record
UGCUAAUCUGCUUGCUGUUCCUGCCCACUGACUCCUCACUUGCCUAUACGCGGAUCCCUGAUUUGCUCGUUGCAGUCUUUUGAAAACUUGAAACAGGCAAACGUAUCGAGCAGAAAUGGAUAUGCUAAAUGUGCUACCGUCCAAUUUUGGAUAUGCCAUAUUUACAUACCUCUACAGCUGGAUCAUGCUGGGGUAUUUAGCAGUCAAGGUUGGGGGUGCGAGGAAGAAAUUCGAUGUUAAGUAUCCCACUAUGUACAGUGACACGCAUCAGGUUUUCAACUGCAUCCAGAGAGCCCAUCAGAACACCCUGGAGGUGUAUGCUCAGUGGCUGGUUUUCCAGACCAUUGCAGCCCUUGUGUAUCCGUUGUCAGCGGCUGUUCUGGGGGCUAUCUGGGUGACCAGCAGGUUCUCCUAUGCCUGGGGCUACUACACAGGAGAUCCAUCCAAGAGGAUGUACGGAGCCUACGGCUACAUUGGAUACUUUGGCGUCAUCUUCCUGUCCAUAUCUGUAGCCCUGCAGUUGCUUGGAGUCUAUUAAGACAAUUGUCAUCUUGUUUACUCAUUUGUACUGACUUGCAUGACACUUCCAAUGUAUCAACUAUAAACAGCAGUACAAUUCAUAAUAAUUUCAAAUUGUAAUGCGUUAGAUAUUUUGUAUGGACCACUAGCUUGAUGCUAUCUUUGUAAUGCAAUUAUGUUUUUCAAUGUCUACUCCAUGUGACCAUCAACAAUAAAGUAGAUUCUGAUCCAAACAGACC